Silurus meridionalis is the source of this 1277-nucleotide messenger RNA. Its product is annotated as ADP-ribosylation factor-like protein 14. Gene Ontology annotation, cellular component: cytoplasm. The record is from RefSeq and is a predicted model, not a curated record. The coding region runs from base 431 to 1036 and encodes 201 amino acids. NCBI's taxonomy places the organism in Eukaryota, Metazoa, Chordata, Actinopteri, Siluriformes, Siluridae. Gene Ontology annotation, molecular function: GTP binding; GTPase activity. The transcript has a single exon. Gene Ontology annotation, biological process: vesicle-mediated transport; intracellular protein transport.
UGUAAGGGGAGUUCCAUGAGUUUCUCAAAUGCUUGCUGAAAUCUGAGUCACAUGCCUCAGAAUGACAGUGUCACUGUCGGGAACUGGACAGCAGAUUACUCGAACUAUGGUCACAGCUAGAGAAUCUCAGUGUGAAAGAACACGACACGAUCUCCUCUGGGAUUUGACCCCUUUCCUUUUUGGAUGAGUUGUGGAUUGUAUUUACUGUAUAAGAGGACACAACAAGAGCACACAUCCAUUCAGUGGAGACAGCUAGACGAGAAGUGUUGAAAGUUUGGACGAUAUACAUUCCACUUUCUUUUAAUGCAACUAUAAGGAGACUAUCUGUAGGAACCACAGAAGUAUUCAUCAACGAGGACCUCACCUACUAUACUGUUAAAUCUACGAUCUACUUGAUUGAUUCUAAUAUUAUUUGGUAGUGGUAAAUACAAUGGGACUGCAUGGUUCCAAAUUUCACUCAGAAGCUCGGAUUUUAAUGCUUGGCCUUGAUGGGUCUGGAAAGUCCACCCUGCUCUACAAGCUGAAAUACAAUGAAGCUGUGGUGACCGUUCCCACUGUGGGCUUCAACGUGGAGAUGCUGGAAAACAAAAAGAAAGGCUUUGUGCUAACCCUGUGGGACAUCGGUGGCCAGCAACAGAUGAGGCUUCACUGGGAGCACUACUAUCAGGACACGUCCGGCUUGGUGUUUGUGGUGGACAGCAAGGACAAGCUGCGGAUCACUGAGGCAAAGCAGGAACUGGAGAAGAUCCUGGGGAAUAAGAGCCUAAAAGGCCUUCCAUUGAUUGUGCUUGCCAACAAGCAAGACUUGCCAGGUGCCAUCAGUGCUAGAGAUGUUGCAGAGAUCUUGAAUUUGAGGGAGAUUUGUGGUAACAGGCAAUGGUUUUUUCAGCCAUGUUCAGCCAAGACUGGUGCUGGUUUGGACGAGGCCUUCAGGAUGAUGGCCCGCUUUCUGAAGACUGCAGUAGGAGAAGGAGAGGAAUAUCUACAAACAGGAAGGAAAUUGCAUAAAUUGAAGACACAGCAGGAUUACUGGUGAACUGAACCUUUUUUUUAAUUAAUGGACGAUAGACACAGUGACAUACCAGCUAAAUGCCUCUUCAGCAUAACAGAGCCAAUCUUCUUUUAUUUGCUUUCUGUACCGUAUAUGUGGUAAGAAAGAAAUUUUGACAUUUUUUUUAGAUGAAUGUGAAUUUUUAAAAUGCUUCGACAUUCUUAUCUUUUACUUUACUUUUUCAAAACCUUAAUAAUUUCUUUUUUAUUUUUUAGUUCUUUGUUUG